Messenger RNA from Bicyclus anynana (squinting bush brown), 1967 nucleotides. Its product is annotated as probable ATP-dependent RNA helicase DDX55 homolog. Gene Ontology annotation, cellular component: nucleolus. The transcript has 6 exons. Lineage: Eukaryota; Metazoa; Arthropoda; Insecta; Lepidoptera; Nymphalidae. Gene Ontology annotation, molecular function: nucleic acid binding; ATP binding. Bases 149 to 1945 code for a protein of 598 amino acids. The record is from RefSeq and is a predicted model, not a curated record.
CAUGUGGGAUAGGGAAAUAUGUUCCUUGGGUAUGGGUAUUUGUGCUGUACCUAUUGAGUGUUUUGAAAAUGAAAAUAAUUGGGUUUAUGAUUAAAACAACCUGCACGGAAAUUAGUUUUACAAAUUAACAGAACUAAAUUACACAAAAAUGGUUAUUAAAGAUUGGACUAAAAUAACACCUGCGCUUUCUCAGCCUGUAUUAAGUUGCAUCAACAAGCAGGGAUUUGAAUCCAUGACCCCUAUACAAGCUGCAGUGAUCCCACUAAUUCUGUCGUGCAAGGACGUGGUGGCGGAGGCGGUGACCGGGUCAGGUAAAACCUUGGCCUUCGUGGUCCCUAUGCUGGAGUUGUUGAUAAAAAGGGCGAAAGAAGCGCCUCUCAGGAAGGACUUCGUUUACGCCGUGGUUAUAUCUCCUACCAGGGAGUUAGCAUUACAAACGUUCAAGGUGAUUGAGCAAUUCCUCCGAGAACCUGCCCUGAGUGAGCUGAGCCUGUCGCUGCUGGUGGGAGGCCGGAGCAUAGAGGCAGAUGCAGAGAGCAUGCAGCGAGGAGCACAGAUAGCAGUGUGCACCCCGGGCCGGUUGCAAGACCUGUUGGCUGAGAGGAAGCAUCUUAACCUGCCGGGAAGAGUCAAAGAUCUGGAAUUUCUAGUCUUAGAUGAAGCGGACCGCCUCCUCGACCUGGGCUUCACUGCCACACUCAACACAAUCCUCCAGUACCUGCCUCGCCAGCGUCGCACCGGCCUGUUCUCUGCCACACAGACCAAGCAACUGCAAGACCUGGUCCGAGCAGGCCUGAGGAACCCGGUGCUGAUCAGCGUCAAAGAAAAAGCCUCAAUCAGCACGCCCAUAUCCUUGGAGAACUAUUAUGUGAUAGUGGAGCCGCAAGAUAAAUUGUUAUUUCUAUUAAACUUCAUCAGGAAUCGCAAGAUAUGGAAAGGUUUGUUCUUCCUGCCGACGUGCGCGUGCGUGGACUACUGGGCGGACGCGCUGCCGGCGCUGCUGCCCGACAUCAAGAUGUUCGCCAUCCACGGCAAGAUGAAGCAGAAGAGGAACAAAAUACUGGACACUUUCAGAGCCACGGAGAAUGCUAUUUUGUUGUGCACAGAUUUGAUGGCGAGGGGGCUGGACAUCCCCGCCGUGGAGUGGGUGCUGCAGUGGGAGCCGCCCAGCAGCCCCGCCGCGCUGGUGCACCGCGCCGGCCGCUCCGCGCGGGGCGGCGCCGCGGGCUGCUCGCUGCUGCCGCUGCUGCCGUCGGAGGAGGCCUACGUGCCCUUCAUCCGCGCCAACCAGCAGGUGGAGCUGAAGGACUGGACCGACUCCGGGGAUAAGCUCACCAUCACAGACAAACUGAGGAACAAGGUACUAUCAAUCCUCCACGAACAGCAAAAAAAGGACAGAGCCGUCCUGGACAAAGGGCAGCGCGCGUUCGUGUCGCACGUGCGCGCCUACUCCAAGCACGAGUGCAGCCUGCUGCUGCGCCUGGCCGAGCUGCCGCUGGGCCACGUCGCCACCAGCUACGGCCUGCUCAAGCUGCCGCGCAUGCCCGAGCUGCGCGACGAGCACCGGCGCCAGUUCGCGCCGCCCGCCGGCGCCGUCGACCUCGACGGCAUCUCCUACAGAGACAAGCAGAAGGAGGCGCGGCGGCUGCAGCACUUGGAGGAAUACCAGAACACGGGGGUGUGGCCUUCCAAGAAGAAAAAGAAAAUGACCAAAACACAACCGUGGGAGCAGGCGAAACAGAACAAAUUAGACAAACAAGACAGAAGGAAGAAGCGGAAAGAGUUGAAGAAGAAGAACUUGGAAGCGGGCAAAGGCAAGAAGAGACGAGCCGUGACGCAGGCGGAGCUGGCCGAGCUGGCGGCCGACGUGGCGCUCCUCAAGAAGCUCAAGAGGCGCAAGAUAUCGCACGACCAGUUCGACCGCGCCUUCGAUGUCGAUCAAUAAAUCUAUACUAAUAAAAUCUAAA